Recurvomyces mirabilis is the source of this 441-nucleotide messenger RNA. RefSeq lists its product as uncharacterized. The transcript has 2 exons. NCBI's taxonomy places the organism in Eukaryota, Fungi, Ascomycota, Dothideomycetes, Mycosphaerellales, Teratosphaeriaceae. The record is from RefSeq and is a predicted model, not a curated record. Gene Ontology annotation, molecular function: hydrolase activity, hydrolyzing N-glycosyl compounds. The coding region runs from base 1 to 441 and encodes 146 amino acids.
AUGUCGAUGGUCCGCAUGCUUGCGCACUCUGAUAUCACGACCGCUCCGGAGGCCGUGGUCGACAUCAUCAACCAGUAUGAGAUUGUUCGACCAAAUCUCCAGACUCAUACGGAUGGCAGUUUCCCGACUGCCUCAUACUUGCUCGAGAGACUUAAGAGCGGACCCAAGCUAUACGGUAUGUAUGCUCUGGAGGCGCUGAAGGCAAAUGGCACUCUGUCAGAUGGCGCAAAACUACUCAUCAGUGUGGUCGAUGCCUCAAGCCAAAGGCUCUAUGUCCAAGCAUGGGGUGGAGUCAACACGCUUGCAGAAGCACUGUGGUAUGUGCAAGCAUACCGCUGCACUGGGGACGUGGCGACUUUCGUCAGCAAGCUCAGUGUGUAUACUAUCUCCGAUCAAGACGACAAGUUCUGGAUCCGACAUACAUUUCCCAGCAUUAGAUAG